Prunus avium (sweet cherry) is the source of this 1182-nucleotide messenger RNA. The record is from RefSeq and is a predicted model, not a curated record. Lineage: Eukaryota; Viridiplantae; Streptophyta; Magnoliopsida; Rosales; Rosaceae.
GUGCUGCAUGCUUUUCUUGCUUUAUCAGUCUUUGAGUUUAGCAACAAGCUAAGCUGCUACAAGAAGAAGAAGUUUGUGUGUGUCGGAAAUGGCGGAUGAUGAGGUUGUUGUUUUGGGAUUCUGGCCAAGCAUGUAUGGGACGAGGGCAACGAUAGCUCUGGACGAGAAGGGUGUCAAGUAUGAGUACAGAGAGGAGGACUUGAGGAACAAAAGCUCACUGCUUCUGCAGAUGAACCCGGUUCAGAAGAAGAUCCCAGUUCUCAUCCACAACGGUAAACCGGUCUGUGAGUCACUCAUCAUUGUGCAAUACAUUGAUGAGGUUUGGGAGGGUAAAGCUCCUUUGCUUCCCUCUGAUCCUUACCAGAGAGCUCGGGCCAGGGUCUGGGCUGAUUUCAUUGAUAAGAAGGUAAUUAAUGAAGUUGUUUUCUGUAUAAUUUCCCCUUUUCCUUUUCCUUUUAAUUUCAUUUUGGAUGUGAUUUGGGUUUGCAUGGAUUUUUACCAUCUUGAAUUUUUGUUUUCAUGUGUUUUGGAAUAUCAUUCUCUUUUUGUGAUCAUACUGAAAAAAAAAAAAAAUUUGGACAUAUUUGAAAUUGGUAUGUUUCACAAAUCCAAAUUGAAAGAAAUUCAGAGCACACACACAUAUAUAUAUAUACUUGAGGAAGCCAAGAAGGAAUUCAUCGACAUCCUUAAGCAGUUGGAAGGAGAGCUUGGAGACAAGCCUUACUUUGGGGGUGAGAGCUUUGGGUUCUUGGACAUUGCUCUCAUCACAUCCUACAACUGGUUUUAUGCAUUUGAGACGCUUGGAAACUUCAGCACAGAGGCAGAGUGCCCCAAGCUGAUUGAAUGGGCCAAGAGGUGCAUGCAGCGGGAGAGCGUUUCGAAAUCUCUUGCCGACCCUAAAAAGGUGUAUGAGUUUCUUCUUGGCUGGAUAGCUGGAUAGCUGGAUAGAAUAGGCUGCUAGCCAGUCCUGCAAUCAAAUGUUAUGUUGUUGUUCUCUUCUGGUUCAUUUUCCUUUCAACUUUGUUUUUCCAGUGAGAGAUCCUUUGGUUGUGUGUGUGUCUAAAUUAUGUUUUUUGGUUGAUUGUUGAUACUUGAAUGACUUAAACUUCUUUGCUAUAAAAAGUUCACAACAAUUUGAUAAUUUGACUGCAAAACCAAACAAAAGGAGAGCAUAUGACAAGA